ACAAGCUUUGAGUACCCGAGCGGGUUGCAGCUUGUAUAUCCGAAACAGGCGUCUGUUAACACAUUAAAAGCCCGGCUGAUUGGAUCUGAAGGUGCUGUGGAGGAAAAAUAUAUCAGCUUCGCAAUGCAUAUGGUGGAAGAUGAUGACGAUUCUCCGUUCGAAUGCGACAUCGAUUUGGCCCCACUCAUUAAGCGACCUCUGGAUGACGUCGACAAGGAUCCCACAAAGUAUGGUGUGAAACGGAAAUGCACUCCUCGUCUUGUCGUCUGCCAUGCAUUCUUGCUGCUGAUGGCACUGGCUUUGAUUUUCACGGGAUUGUUAUUCCUACCAUGGUUUGUAGAGCGAAUGUAUGGCUACCUUAUACAUCGCGUUUUCGUUUUGGAUCCUAAUUCACGCCUAUAUCCAGAGUGGCAACGCCCAUCCCUACCCAUCUAUCAAAACGUUUACUUCUUUGACAUUCAAAAUCCGGAUGACCUGAUGAAUGGUCAAAGGCCAAAGAUCGUUGAGAAGGGACCAUAUUCAUACAGGAUGGAGUUAGCUCGAGACAACGUUAGUUUUCACGAUAACGAUACAGUGUCUUAUCUUCUUCGCUGUCGAUACUAUUUUGAUGAGGAACGUUCGGUGGGACCUGAGUCGGAUACUGUUACCGCCCUCAACUCACCGUUACUGACGACUGCUCACAUGAUGGAGAACUACCAAUUCCUGGUUCGUACUGCUAUCCGUGGUCUCCUUUACGAGCUCGACGAGCGACCCGUCGUCACGAAGACCGUCUCUGAGAUCAUGUGGGGAUACCAAGAACCUCUUCUUACCAUGGCCAAGCAGUUCCAGUCUGUUCCACCCGAGUUCGAGUCUGGGCAGUUUGGAUACUUUGUUGGGCUCAAUACGUCAUACGUUGGUCAAUUCAAUGUGUACACUGGACAAGAGAACGAGAAUUUGAUCAACCUCAUUGAUAGAGUAGAUGGUAGGAGCAACCUUAAUUUCUGGUGGUCAGAAGAAGCAAAUAGUGUCAAGAACAGCACAGAUGGUUCGGUGUAUCACCCGAAUGUAGAGAAGACGGAGACUCUCUCGAUGUAUCAACCUUCUCUAUGCAGGUCUGUGUCGUUCGAUUUUGUGAAGGACUCCAGCUACAGAGGCAUUCCUCUCCUCAAAUUCGGUCUAUCGCCCUCUACGUACCAGAACGCAACAGCUUUUCCUCCAAAUGAGGGAUUUUGUAGCGGCCACCGACGGCUGUGUGGGCCAUCGGGUGUUAUGCGACAAGACCCUUGUCGAUUUGGGAGUCCAGUUGCGAUAUCGAAUCCUCAUUUCUUUGGGGGUCAACAAACUCUGUUUGAUGACGUCGAUGGUUUGUCACCAAAUGCAUCGCUUCACGAAAGCUACAUGGAAAUAGAACCGAAAACCGGCAUGCCCUUUGUGAUGAAGUUUCGUGUUCAAAUCAAUAUGUAUAUACAUCCAGUAGAUGGGCUUGGAGAGACCGAGAGACUCCGUGAGAUGUACUUACCACUAUUGUGGAUUGAUCAGAGCGUAGAAGCUGAUGAUCGAAUAGUCGGCGAGUUUAAGUUCGGCUUCGUGAGGUUAUGGAACCUCAUCGUCGGAGUCGAAUGGCUGUUGUUCGCUAUCGGAGUCAUCAUCCUACUCAUCCUACUGGUGAGGUCAGCGAGGAUCGCGGUGAUAUCCGAUGAUGUCGAGAAAGAUAAAGAGGACAUAACUGGAAACAACAACUCAAUAAAUAGACGAGAGAUAAAAACGAGGGAAAGAGAAGACAACUGUGUAAUGGCCUAAAAAUAACAAUGACCAUGAUGAUGUUCUCGAAGAACACAUCUGUCACUGAGACAAGUUGAUGAAUUAGUGAAGCCCGUCUCAUUCAGCAUUAAUGCUCGAAGCGCCUCUUUAUCAAACCCAAGUACAGCCAUAUAGCACAUUCUACUUUACAGGAUACCAUAACAAAUUGGAAUUAAUUGAAGCCAUGGCAUAAGACACGAUAACAUUGUUUGUUUUACAGACCCCGUAACAUAAAGCUUAGCGAUUGAUAAUGGGACUGGUUUCUUUGAUUGCAUUGAUUAUUGUGUAUGAUCAGUCGUAAAAAUCAUCCCCAAGAUCAAUCGCUGAGAUUCAUGAUACUGGGUCCAUAUUAUCCAUUUCAGAGGAAAGCAGGGGGAAGGGUUUGAGUAUACAUGUGUUUGGAUGUAAUAUAACUUUAGGGUGUUUGUCAGAAGGGGUGGGCAGCGGGGGGGGGGGGGGGACGGCGGAGGGUGGAGGAGCGGGUUCAAUCUGUAACGGAAAUUGUAUGCUGUCUCCCACCAACAGAUGAAAUCCGAUGAAAUUUAUGUCAAAUUAUGGCAAAGUGAUUACGUACAAAAAAAAAAUCCGUAUUGGUCAUAGAUUAUGAUAUUUCAUAACAUCCCAGAAUAUAAAGGUAUUUACGAGGAUUAACAGUCGUAGAUAUUAAGUGAUCCAUCAAGUGUGUACAAGAAUAUCACGGAUAGUCAAUUCAACUUUAUUACUGCUCGCACUGAUUAAUAGAUCUGUAGAUAGAUUACCUCACCGUGUUCGUCGUGUAAUUGAUGAAGAAUGAAUAAUUAUUUAAAUGAAUGAAUAUGACAUUAUUCGAAUGAAUAAUAAUAAAUUCCUAUUAAACACA
Lytechinus pictus (painted urchin) is the source of this 2638-nucleotide messenger RNA. Its product is annotated as scavenger receptor class B member 1-like. NCBI's taxonomy places the organism in Eukaryota, Metazoa, Echinodermata, Echinoidea, Temnopleuroida, Toxopneustidae. Gene Ontology annotation, cellular component: membrane; cytoplasm. The record is from RefSeq and is a predicted model, not a curated record. The transcript is spliced from 13 exons. Bases 124 to 1779 code for a protein of 551 amino acids. Gene Ontology annotation, molecular function: scavenger receptor activity.